This is a messenger RNA of Struthio camelus australis, 6526 nucleotides long. NCBI's taxonomy places the organism in Eukaryota, Metazoa, Chordata, Aves, Struthioniformes, Struthionidae. The record is from RefSeq and is a predicted model, not a curated record.
UUUUCAAAGUUACAAGUUACCGAAUUUGGGCAUUUGGGAUCCCAGCUGCACUUUUCGGAUACUUUGUGCCUUAUGUUCACUUGAUCUCAACAUCUGCUGCAAUUUGACUGCCCAGAUGAAGCAUGUAAAAGACAGAUUUGGUGACAGCGUGCCAGAAGAGGUGCUUCUGCUGUGUCUGGGCAUUACUUCGGGAAUUGGCCGAUUGAUCUUCGGCAGAGUUGCAGAUUAUAUUCCUGGUGCAAAAAAGGUCUAUUUACAGGUGACCUCAUUCUUCUUCAUUGGCUUGAUGUCUAUGAUGAUUCCACUGUGCCAUGUCUUUGGAGGUCUCAUUGCUGUCUGUCUCUUCAUGGGCCUGUUUGAUGGAUGCUUCAUUUGCAUUAUGGCUCCUAUUGCCUUUGAGCUUGUUGGUGCUCAGGAUGUCUCCCAAGCCAUAGGAUUUCUACUAGGACUCAUGUCAAUACCUAUGACAGUUGGUCCACCCAUUGCAGGUUUACUGCGUGACCACCUAGGUACCUAUGACAUAGCAUUCUACCUGGCUGGAGUUCCUCCCCUUAUUGGCGGCGCUAUAUUAUGUUUUAUCCCAUGGGUCCAUGAACGGCAGAAGUUAAAAGAAAGAGCAAAAACUGUUGAUGGAGAAACGACUGAGAAAAUGCUGGAAAAUGAAAGCACUUUGGUGUCAGACACUGCAGAAAAGCCAGUUAAAGAAAUGGAAUCUGGUUUUUGAUGCUUGCUUUUCCUCUACUAGGCUACCCUUCUCCUACAAAAGCUAUAUCAGAUUCUAGGUUUUGGCUGAAAAUAUAAUGAUACUAAGGGAGUUUUGAACUAUUGCUCAAAUUGCAAGAAUCUUUUAUACCAUUGAAUGCUUUUUUUUUUUUUUUUUUUUGGACGAGUCCUUGCAUUUGAUUUCAAGCCACGUUUUCAAGGUAUUUGAAGUUUUAUAGCAUUAGUGUGUACAUGCAUAGUGAUUCUGUGUGUGAAGAGCAUAUUUUUCUAAUUCAUCAGAACACAUUUCUGGAAGCGUGAAAGCUGUUUUUGAUUCACUGAUCCAGGACUCUUCAAUAAUUAUAUGGUCCAUCCAAUGCAGGCAACACCUUUGAGUGUUUAUACUGGAACAUUUAGGAGCUCUUAUGACUGAUUUAUUUUUUAAAGUUUCCUGUGCUGUUUUAAAAUCUCUCAAAAUUCUGUUCACAUCAUCAAUGUGAAUAUACAUCUUUUUGAUUCCCUUUAACUCUUGCUGAUACCGUUUCGCAUUAGAAAGCUAAAUUACUAAACAAAACAUUUCUUUUAUUUUCUCUUAUUACUCCAGCAUGCUCAGUUUGCUUAAAACAUUGACCUCUUCUUGCACUGAUACAACUUUUCACAGUAUCAUGAACAAAGAAUAUUAAGGAUGAAAUUUGUCAUAGGUACAGGUUUUGAAUAUGCACAAACUAAGCUCAGAAAGCAGAUACGUUCAGAAGUAAAGCUGCUGAAUGAUAGAUUGUUGCCACAUUUUUUCUACCAAGGCUGUACUAUUAACAUAUAUGUGUAUUUUUUUUUCAGCUAAACUUCAAAAUAACUGAUAGUUUUGAAAUCGUACUGACAGCAGUACUUUGAAGCAGUAUUGUGAAUUAGACUAAAUUUCCAAUUCUUCUGUUGUAUCUUUAAGUUCUUAUUUUUUUUAGUUUUUACACAGAAGACAGCUUUAAAGAAUACAUUCUAAGUGCAAUAAUACUGAGUUGUUUUAACAUGUGGAGAUAUACACGUGAGCUAUUAAAAUGACAUUCAAAAAUUGAAAAGAUUUUUGCACUAAGUGAACAUGCAGCUUUGUUGUGGGUCUUUACAGCUAUGUUCAAUUGCAUGUAGGAUACAGCGCCGUAUUUUAUUCAAAUAUAAAGAAAUGUCUUUGCAUACCGUAUUACUUGCUUAACGCACUAAAAUAUUCCCAUUACUUAAAUAUUCCUAGAUUUUAUGUAAUGUUUGUCAAGCACAUAUUUUUGAAACACCUCUUUCUCUGAAAAAUAUCUGAAAACAUAAUACGUUGUCCGAGAUGAGGACACUGUGCUUUUCAGUUUAUCAUAUAACACUUCCAAGUGCAUUGUUUAUUUGUGGAUAUGGAUCAGCACUGCAAUGGAAUACUUAAACAUGCUUUAUUUCAGGUCCGUUCAACAGCAACAGUUUUUGUUGUCCUGCGUAGAUGUGCCCUUUAGCUAAGGGCAAGCUAAACAUGAUCCUAAGACUAAACGUGCAUUUACGUGCAUUUUCUUAACUAGUUUUCUUUACAUAAGCUAGAGGUGUAUUAUUUUAAAAUUAGAACCUGCAACGUCUUUUGUAAUUUUUCCUUCUUCCGGAAUUGUAUUAAUUUGCUCAGAAAGCCCAUGUACAUCUGUGAUGUAAAACAUUGUUAGCAAUGCUAUUACUUAGAAACUUUACAUACAUUAAUUUUCAAAAAUCUUUUCAACGUAAUCAUGCAGGCAUCUUAGUUAUUGAAGACCAGAGCUCAUACCUUGUUUAUCUUGGAGGAUUUCGAUUCCUGCCCCAAGAGAGUGAGGCUUAAAAGAAUUGAAAUGAUAAUGAGGUGUAUGAGAGAGAUUUGGGAGUGGAAAAAAAGCACGUUAAGAACAGAGGUCCCUUUAUGUUUCACUGGGACUUGUUCUUCUGAAUGUCAUAAGUACUUCUGAAAAUUUCCGUAAAAUAUUAGUAGUAUUGUUAAUUAAAAUAACUACAAAAUGCUGCCUUCAUUACUGAAAUGAGGUUAACAGCCUACACUGUUCUUGACUGCCGUAUUUCUGUAGAAUGUGUUAUUCAGUAUUAUCUUCUAUCUGGGUAAUGUAAAAGAUGUUCGUAAGUGUGAUGAAAGCCUCUUAUUUCAUAUUGCUUUGUUAUGAAAAGUUUCAUAAAGAUAAAUAUUUAUCAUAGUUCUUAUUUUUCAUAUGUUUUACCUUUAUGGGUUUUUAACCAAAAAUUAAGCUGCAUUUUAGCAGUAAUGCAAUUUGAAAUUGUUGUUAUCAGACAUCUUGACCUAACUGUGGCAUCUUCCUGACCUGGUGCUCUGUAGUAUCUAUUAUAAAUGAUCUAGGAUAGAAUACAAAAUAAUUGCUGUUAAAUUUUAUAAAUGAUACAGAAAUAGUGUAACACUGGUAAGGAUUAAUUCUUGCUGAACUGUUUAAAAACAUACAGAAAAAUGCAAAUUCUUUUACUGGAGUAGCUAAAAAUGUAAGUUAAUGCUUACAAGAUAAAAGACAAUGUUUAAAAAAAAAAAAAAAGACACUAUGAAAGGGAUGGCUGACUCAUGUCAAAAACAGCUGUUUUGCUUGGGAUGCCACAGGAGGGGGAUGCAGAGUUAGGAGUAAGGAAGUUACGUUUGUGUGAUGAUGUUGAAAUAAUGAACCUAUUUCAGAUGUCAGUGCUUGUUUUACAACAGUAAAAUUGGAAACACUGCAGGAAAAAAAAAAAACAGAAAAGCUAGAAAGCAAAUUGUAUUUCAGAGAUGAUUCUGUUAGCAUUGUCACUGUCCGUUUCCAUUAGGAAAAGCUCAUUAUUGGUCCUAAUUGUAACAAGAUUGUGCCCUAAAGUUUAAUUAGAUUAAUUUAGAAUUGAAGUAAAGUUCAAAUUGUUAGUAGUGAGGCUAGUUAACUGUUAAGAAACUUAUUGAGAUAUAUACUGCAUACUGUAUGCCCUGAAGUUUUAAAAAUGAGAUCAGCUGUCUCUCUCCCCCCCCCGCCAAAAAAAAGCCAAUACAACAAUCAAUAUUUAGUCCAUUUAUGCAAAAAUCAUAGUAUGACAUUGAAUUUUCUCUUAGGUGGUGUUUAUUCUGAAAACUGAAACAGAGAAGCACCAGAAAUUCAAUUUUAAUUUUGGCUGAGUAAAUGUAAAUACAUUUUUAUCACAGAACUUAAUUUUAGGUGGGAAAAUCCAUUUGUAUGAAAACUACUAAGCUCAUAUUUUGAUGACCUAAUUUAUGCUAGUUUUAAUCUAGUUGGAGAUUGAUUCUAAAAUUAAAACAUCAGUUUAAAAAAAACCAAACAAGCAGUUCAUGAAGUGCUUUUCAUAGACGUUGCUCUCCCGUCCUGUAAACAGAAUUAUUGUCCUCCUUUUUCCAUUAAAUAUUUUCAGGGUAACCUUCAGAAGAAACUGGGUAGAAAGAGGUUCAUUGAAGAUGCCAGGGUGGUGAAAUUUACAAUCCUGCUCUAUGUGCUGUAAUUUAAUAUGUCAUUUUUCAUCAUGGUCAUCUUUAAAUCAUGGUCAUUGUUAUAUAUGAAAAGAUGUAUAUGUAUAUUCGGUGUCAGAUGAGGUAAAUAAUGGCAUCUUUCUCCUUUGGCUCUUUAUGCAUCAUGUCUGGGCAUACACAUUCCUAAAUUCCCUUUAGAGGCGCUGGAUUUUAAAAGCUGAUGCAUACCAUAUUGAAUAUAGAUAGUACUUUUUCAGCCUUCCUUUCUCAGACUUCCCCCCUGCAUUAAACCUUUGAAUAGCCAGAGCCAGACAAGGCACUUUUUCAUGAGGUGGGAGACUGAGGUUGAGUCAUCUCAGACAAUAGAAACUGAACCCAGUUAUCAUGUGUGUUAGAUGAAUACUCAGAUCACAUGCUUAUUACGUAAAAGGUGGAUGCUACCACCUGAAAGCCAAAACACCCUGCUCUGUUAUUUGCAUCAGGUAGUACAUGCCAAAGGGACAGGAGAUGCUUCCCUGCAGCCCUGAAUGAAGUCCCUCAAGAUGCCGCCAUCUUUAGGAUUGUCCUUAAGGAUUAGAUUGAGCAGCCGUGUUCUCGCCGCGUGGGCACCAGGCUGCUUUCUGCUUCGCUGCUCGUUCUGUCGGAGCCCAGGCGGAGGGGCUCAACAGUCCUCUCGGAGCAGAGUGUGGAGCUGCCGCCACACCUGGGGUCUGGAUCUCACUCUGGAGAGCUGCAGGCUAAAAAUUCAGUGUUUCAGAAACUGACUUUUAGGCAUCUUAACUCUUCUAUUGGAACUGACCCUCUGAUAUUACAAGGUUGUGUUUGUGUGUGUAUGUAUAUAUACAAUAUGUUUUCACCGUGGCAUACAAACAUUGCACAUUUACUAUAGGAGCUGUAGCACUGGAAUGUGGGAGAAAAGGUUUAGAGAUUAAUAGAUGAGGAAAAGUAAUAAUCUCCAUUCCUGUGUUUCAUUAUUGACAAACAUAGCACCAUUAAAAUUCCAGACAGUGAGUGAGGUUUUUAUUAAACUUUUGCAUAUUUUUAAUAUGCCUUUUAGUCUUAUAUAUUGUGUCAACAUUUUUAACAUUUCAGAACUGUGUAUGCUAAGAUUAGACUGAUAAUAUUUUAUACUAAAAUGCGUGCUACUGUUGAUGACACUGACGCAUUUAAAGUAUCUUUAUAGACAUCACAUUUUGUAUGUUGUUUUUGAUAUUAAAGGGUAUACAUUUUGCUAGCCUUAACUCCAUUCUUUAAAAUUCUGCUUUGUUAUAAGCAUAAGAAAUGAAUGUGUAAUGUUUUCCAUGGUGCUAAAAUAACUGUGAUCAGUCUCAAAUUAUUCAGAAUAAAACUGUAGUUCUUAAGUGCCCCAUUUGGUAUCGCAUGUAUCAUUUUCUAGGUCUUGUUCUCCUGUUAAACUGGCAGUUUUUUUAAAGCGAUUUUGUGUUAUGAUAUAUUAUUGAGUCUCAUGUGUAGACUCACAUAAAAGCCCUUAUGCCGUUUAUUAAAACUAUAUUUGGACUAGAACAUCUCCAUUACAUUUACCCUGGAAUUAAUAUAUGGUAAAACCUAUUUCUUUCUAAUUGUACUGAGUAUUCAUUUUAAAAACAACAGUUUAUAAGCCUAAAUUACUGGCUUCCGGAGUUACUUACGUGCUUCUGCACAUUUUAUCCCCUGGAUUUUUCCCUUCUGCGGUUUAAUAAGAUUGUUUUAAAAUAUAUCUGACUUAAAGAUAAUAUAUAGAACAGCUGCAUUCACAAAAGGCAGAAGUGAAAUGGAGGGAGGGAGGGAAACGACGGUAGAAUAAACCUCAAUAGCAUUUUAAAAGAAUUCAGUAUGUUUUGCUUAAUAAACUGCCAGUGUAAUUCAGGGGAACUUUGAUCACUUACUGGCCUACCACUAGUUUCACCUUGAUUUACCUUGGCAGUAUGAAGUAUGAAACGUUUCCUCACUGACAGCUUCAGUAAAUCACAGGAGUUAAUUCAACUUUCCUUUUGUAGUAGGGCCAAAUAUUUCCUUUUCUUUAAUAAUCAUACUUGACGAUAAAGGGUAAACAUUCCCAUUAAUCUUGGCGUUAUCUGGUCCGUUAAUAUUUGAAAUUAAAAUUUGAAAAAGGUGCCCGAAAGCUUUACAAAAGCCUAAGUGCUGUUGCUGUUUGUAUAGUCCUAAGGUACAAAACCUUAUUGUAAGAUGUGAAACCUAAAAGGGGGGGAUUGUUCUUCGAAAGAAGCCUAUGGAGUACCUCUCAAAUACUUCUGUACAUUUUCCAGCAAGUUAUUUUUAUACCAGAGUGUAUCAUGAAGGCUAAUUAAAAAGGGAAAAUGCCACCAUAUGUGAAUAUGAUUUAAAUUUGUGCAUGGUUUUCAGAAAAUAAAUAUUUUA